Molecule: messenger RNA, 984 nt
Organism: Effrenium voratum
Lineage: Eukaryota; Dinophyceae; Suessiales; Symbiodiniaceae
Source: the annotation of a GenBank genome assembly
AUGUCAGGAUGCUUGCACCCUUUCUUUGCGGGUCAUCCCAGGAGAUACUUCUCUUGGCCCUCCUUCAGCAGAGCCACCCUGAGCCCUGUGCUGGCUUUGCGCGUGCUGGCGCACCCCUUGGGCCAUGGCGGCUGGGACCACCUGCAGCACAACCUCAUGCUCUUCUCCUUGGUGGGCCCGCCCUGCGAGCGCCACUACGGGUCCGAAGCGGUGCUGAAGGUGCUUUUGUGCUGCAGUGUGGCCAUUGCAGCGUGCCACUGGCUGCUGGGGCCUGCGAACUCGCAGGUUUUCGGACUCUCUGGGUGCGACUUCGCACUUGUGAUGCUGAACGGCUUCGCGGGCUGCGGCCGGAACAUGGUGCCCGCUACCGCCCUGCUGACUGCGUCUCUCUGGGUCGCUGCGGAGGUUGUGCCCUUCCUCCGUGGAAGACAUGACGGCGUCUCGCAUUUGUCGCAUUUGGCGGGCGCGCUGAUUGGUAGCUACUGCGGGUAUGCGGUGGGCCAAGCACCCGGCGGCUUCCGAGAUUGGCUGCGGCAGCUGGGCUCGCAGCGGCACGGGAUGAACGUUAGACAGGUCCUCGCGCGCGAGGACCUUGCGAGUCGGGUGGCAGGCCGGCGCUGGCGCCCAGCGUCUUGGGGCGGGCCUUUGAAGCACAGGCAGGCUGAGCGUGCUCCAGGGGCUGAAUGCGCUGGAGCCUCUGACACGGAGACCUCCAGCAGCACGUCCAGCAGCUCGGCCAGCCGCAGCAAAGAGCUGCGGCCGCUGGCAGGGCACAAGCCAGGCGCAAAGAAGGACAAGUGGGAGGCAAUGGACAGCGAGCUGAGCUGCCUGGAUGACCAGCCCAUGCUGCCCCGCUCAGGGAGCAGGCCGGGCUUGCCGGGCCGCAGGAGCGUGGCGCUCCGCAGCCAGAGCUGCGGGAGUCGGAGCAGUCACAGCCAAAGCGGCCGGAGUGCUGGCAGCCGCGAGGAGGUGAGCAGGGUCUGA